Guyanagaster necrorhizus is the source of this 1403-nucleotide messenger RNA. Its product is annotated as Metallo-dependent hydrolase. The transcript is spliced from 3 exons. NCBI's taxonomy places the organism in Eukaryota, Fungi, Basidiomycota, Agaricomycetes, Agaricales, Physalacriaceae. The record is from RefSeq and is a predicted model, not a curated record. Gene Ontology annotation, biological process: inosine biosynthetic process; adenosine catabolic process. Bases 127 to 1137 code for a protein of 336 amino acids. Gene Ontology annotation, molecular function: adenosine deaminase activity.
GUUCUGAUAUCUCCCCAUCCCGAGUCAGUCUGCUAAGGGUCGAACCCGAAAUGACCAGCUUCUUAGUUUUCAUAAUAUGACUCACUUGUAAACGUCCCCAUCCAUCCUUUAUUUCGACUAAAGGAAAUGGUUUCAAAAGUCGCUGGAUAUGCUUUGGAUGCCAUAAAUUCUCUCACUCCCAAACAACUUUCCUUUAUACGGUCGCUCCCAAAGGCGGAAUUGCAUGCCCACCUAAAUGGUUCCAUUCCAAUCUCUGUCCUUCGCGAACUCGCCAAAGGGUCUUCAAUUUCCUCUGAGGCUAUUUCCAAGCUCCAAGACGGCGUGGAAUUGAACGAAAUCCACGAUUUCUUCGGGUUGUUUCCCGCCAUCUACGCCUUGACAUCCACUCCAGAGACCCUAGGGCGCGUUACACGAGCAGUCCUCACGGAAUUUCUGGACGGUGACACCCCUCAAUGUACAUAUUUAGAGCUGCGCUCCACACCCAAGGUGACUUCCGCUAUGACGAGGAUGGAAUACGUGAAGACCGUGCUAGACGAGGUGGAGAAGUACGGCAAAGAUCAAGCAGCGCUGAUUGUCAGCGCUGGCCGCGAAAUGGACGAGGAAACUGUCAAAGAAUGUAUUGGCAUCGCGAAGACCCUCAGAGCCGAGGGCAGGCGCGUCGUCGGUGUAGACCUCUGUGGUGACCCAUUAGUAGGGGAUGUGGACAUGUUUUGUCGCCAUUUUGCAGACGCUAAGAGCGCCGGCCUUGGGGUCACACUACAUAUCGCAGAGACCAGAGAUAAUCCUAACUCUGAGACGCUCAAGUUCCUCGCUAUUGGUCCUGAUCGUCUCGGUCACGCCACAUUCCUUAAUGAUGAAGCCCGUAAGAUUGUAUUGAAAGAGAACAUCGCCGUUGAGCUCUGUCUCUCCUCCAAUCUGUUAUGCAAGACCGUUGGUUCCCUGGACGUGCAUCACAUUCGUGAUUAUCUGAAGCAUGAUCAUUCGAUUGCCAUUUGCACUGAUGAUAUUCUUCCUUUCCGUAAUUCUAUGCUUGGCGAAUAUGCGUUGUUGAUGGCAAGGGCCCCGCUGGGCCUCGGUCUUUCUGAGGACGACGUAAGAAAGAUAGCGGAGAUGGGUAUGAAGUGUAGAUUCACCUAAUCAUUAGUAGAUUGCACCAUACUUGCCCUCCCCACUCAGUCCUCAUAUUUUACAACAUCACUCUGUAGAAAACAUUGCGAUGAGGCGACGGUCAGGGAAAGCUCUCACAAUGGGUACAAGGAAACGUCAUCGAGAUAAAGGAGAACCAAGGGUAAAGCAAUAAGCUCUUUUGUAAGUAAAAGGUGGUGAUUGUUAUCCACUGAUGCACGUUGAUCGUUUACACAGACAAUGGAAAGAAUGGCUAUAAAAUGUUCUACUUCAUUUAU